This is a messenger RNA of Lacerta agilis (Sand lizard), 2275 nucleotides long. It is a transcript of the gene SNX12, whose product is annotated as sorting nexin 12. The coding region runs from base 118 to 606 and encodes 162 amino acids. The transcript has 4 exons. Gene Ontology annotation, cellular component: early endosome membrane; retromer complex. NCBI's taxonomy places the organism in Eukaryota, Metazoa, Chordata, Lepidosauria, Squamata, Lacertidae. Gene Ontology annotation, molecular function: phosphatidylinositol-3-phosphate binding. The record is from RefSeq and is a predicted model, not a curated record. Gene Ontology annotation, biological process: endocytic recycling; late endosome to Golgi transport.
CGGCGCCAUGGUAUUGCGGCGCAGCGGCUGUGAGGAGAAGCUGGCGGCAGCGGCGGCAGGGCGCGUUCCGCUGAGGCGGCUCUGACCACCAGGAUCUCCCCUUCUUCCCUCUCCGCUAUGUCCGAGGCGGCCGUGGCCGACACGCGGCGCCUCAACUCGAAGCCGCAGGACCUGACGGACGCCUACGGGCCGCCCAGCAACUUCCUGGAGAUCGACAUCUUCAACCCGCAGACCGUGGGCGUCGGGCGGGCCAGAUACACAAGCUACGAGCUCCGCAUGAGGACAAAUCUGCCAAUCUUCAAACUGAAAGAGUCCUGUGUGAGGCGACGGUAUAGUGACUUUGAAUGGCUGAAAAAUGAGCUGGAGCGUGACAGUAAGAUUGUAGUGCCUCCACUGCCUGGCAAAGCCUUGAAGCGCCAGCUUCCUUUCCGAGGAGAUGAGGGCAUCUUUGAGGAGUCCUUCAUAGAAGAAAGAAGACAGGGCUUAGAACAGUUCAUAAACAAAAUUGCUGGACACCCACUGGCACAGAACGAGCGCUGCUUACACAUGUUCCUGCAGGAGGAGACCAUCGAUAGAAAUUACAUCCCAGGGAAAGUCCGUCAGUAGGGGAGUCUGGCAUUCUCCAUUUUCUCUCCCCGUGCAAAAAUGACAUUUAUUUUUACACUUCCCCUCUUCCGAACCAGCUUUUUUCUCUUUAAACCUCCUCACUUGUCUAGUGUGCCCACCACGCCAUCCCACCCCACCCCACCCCUUGUUAGGAAGCAGCGUUGAGUUCUGUUGGUCUUUGGUCUCUGCAUAAAAAGGUGAGAACCUGGGAAGAGCUUGUACCUAUUGGUGGAUAGGUAAAGCUUGCUGAAAAGCUGGAGACUAGUGUAAGGUAUUGCAGCGUACAUCAGAGCUGCUUUUCUUCCUUGGUGUAAGAAUAUGGAGGAUUAUCCAGCAUGUGUAAGUGUGCUCCUUGCCACAGGUUUCCUAGGGAAAUCAUGGUACUGAGGCUCCUUUUCUUGGCUAUUGCAGAGAUGUUUCAGCGGUUUUUUGUUAGCAUUUGUGCCCAUCAUCCCAGAUUGAUUAAAAGUGGGAAGCAAAAAAUGUUUUUCCCAUAACUUGCUAGGAGGGUACUGUAGACCAAAAGCAGUUUGGAAGCUCCCUUUAUUGAGCAGUAAUGCCUUCUGAGGAACUUCAAGUGACCCCUCCAGUAUGCCUUGAGGUUUUACCUGCUAAUCCUACCCCAAUAACCUUUGGGCUUUGUAGAGUUAGAGGCAGACUUGAUUCCCAAAGAGCAAGGCACGCUUUGGGGGCCACAACUUCUGGUAGCAGAAUGGCUCCUUGUAAAUGCAUGGGCAAAGCAAACAGUGGCAUCUCAGAAGCAGGGUUCAUGUUGAGGACUGGGCAGGAAAGGUUUGGUGGCUGGCUCUUGAUGGUGAAACCUGUAGAGCACUGUUUUCUCUGAGGAUUGCACCUUGGCAAGUUAACAGGUGGAGCAAGUGGAACCUAAACUAAGGGAUGUUUCGCAUGCCGCUUCUGUGUUCAAUGGAUACCUUCAACUGACCUCUUCUCUGUGUCCAUUUGGGGUUAUGGUGCAAAGUUCCCUACCGUUUGUUUAAUAUUUAAUCUGUCGGGAGGUCUUGCAGAUGACCAUGGUAUCUGUACAGCCUCUUUGUUUGACCUGAACAAGAAACUUUGUGAUCCCUCCAAAACUCUGGCCUGUAAGAGGUGGGGGCAGGGGGCAGGAAGGGAGUCAUAUCAAUCUAAGUAAUAAAGUGACUGUAAUCACAAAGUUCCCUGUUCUGAAGUUUGCACUAUUUGGAGUGAGCAGUACAAGUGUGUCUUGGAGGGGAGAAAGAACUGGUAUAUACAAUUCAUGUUUCAGGCAAGAGAUUGUGAAUAUACACUACCCACCUAUGGGGUAACUGGAUAGCAGAAAACUCUCUGCCCUGGGCUCCCAAAGCAAUGGCUAUGCAGAAACUGUCUCUGCACGGACCACUCUCACCUGCUGCUGGAGAGGUGCUAACAUUCCUACUGGAAGCGGCCUGCUGCUGCCUCGUGGAUCUGCAUUAGCUAUGAGUUCUUAAAAUUCCUUCAUUUGGUGCACAAGUCUGGAGAUCAGAGGCUCUUGCUGCUGUAUGUGUGUUUUUGUGUGUGUGUGUGUCUAUAUAUACACACACACACACAUAUCCAUACUGAUGUGGGGUUUAUAAUUCAGCAAACUAUGUCUUCAGUUUACUGUUUUAUGUAAUGUCCAAGACUUGUUCAUAUUAAACCACUGUGAAGCCAA